This is a messenger RNA of Paramecium tetraurelia, 453 nucleotides long. RefSeq lists its product as uncharacterized. Lineage: Eukaryota; Ciliophora; Oligohymenophorea; Peniculida; Parameciidae. The transcript has a single exon. Gene Ontology annotation, cellular component: pericentric heterochromatin. Gene Ontology annotation, molecular function: chromatin binding. The record is from RefSeq and is a predicted model, not a curated record. Gene Ontology annotation, biological process: negative regulation of transcription by RNA polymerase II; chromatin organization.
AUGAAACACCGUCAAAAAAAGAAACAAAACUCCAAUUUAUAUAUUGUCGAAAAAAUUGUGGACAAACGAUAUGAUCCCCUUUCAAAAGAAUUAUAAUAUUGCAUUAAAUGGGAAGGUUAUAAUGAAGCCGAAAAUACUUGGGAACCUUUAACAAAUCUAAAGAAUGUAUUAUCCGAGAUUGAAGAAUUUGAAAAUCAAUACCGCAAUAAGAAAUAUAACAAGUCUCUCAAAAUUGAUAAUAAAAAACUCAAAUAAUUGCUUAACAAUAAAUUAAGUCAAUUUCUUGAAAAAAUAGCCCCUAAAUCACAAUAAUUAUAAGAAAUAAAUCUAAGCGAUUACGAGAGCUCAUGUGAGGAAAUUUAACCAAAUAUUAAGCAAUCAGAUGGUCAGUCAAAAACCAACCCAGAUCAAUCCAAAACAAAAACUUCAAUUCUAACAUAAGCUUACCACUGA